GUCAAUUUUUUGAGAAAUGUCAAAUACAUUGUAGAUGCGUGCGAACACACACACACACACACACACACCAUCAUCCACAUCUACACAUUGCUCAUGAAUGCUGGAGUUGAAGGGCUUGAAGAAUAAUGAUCACUGAAGACGCAUCGGUAUCUACAAGACGAAAAAAAUAUCAGAGACAAAUAUAAUGUUAGGUUUCAUCCUGAAUUCCUGAUAGGUUAAGUGUAUAACGACCUCUACUACUACUAUAGUCAACCAACCGAAGGUGGUUUCCAUAUGGAAGUGAAAUUUAAAAGUGUGAUUGCGGGUAUCCUGUUACAUCAUCUAUCUACGCAUGACAGCAGUAUAAAUAUGUUUUUGUCCGUAAUGAUCAGAAUCAUUCUUUCAUGAGAUGCCGACGACUUUGCCAGGUCCUGGGUUGCUGCUGUUCAUAAAAAACGAGAAAGAAAGUUUAUGUGGCUGUGCCAUCCCUCUCGACGAAAUCAAAUACUAGUAACAUGCAAAGACCUGUUCCAGCAAUAGCUUAUACAUAUUCUGUCAGAGCACAUUGUGGCGUAUACGACUGGUAUGGUAUGACACCAGCUAUGAUCUGUCAGAGUGCUUAAGAAAACCCAACCCAACCUCAGAGAUAAGAGCAAGCUAACAACUGCUAGUUACAGAUUAGCACAUAUAGACGUACCUGGCCCCGGGGUGGCUAGCAAGUAGCAAGCGCAGGCGCACAAUAAUCCACAGAGAGCUCGUUAGCCAAGCAGAAGUAGUGCACCAUGGCAAUACCCUCCCAGCUGCUGCCAUAUCUCCUUGCAGCAGCAGCGGCGUUCUUGAUCUUGCCUGCGAUUGCGGAACAACGAGGACUAGAAGAGCAGCAGCAGCAGCAGCAGGCGGUAGUGGCACGUCCGCGCUGCCAGGACAUGUGCGGCAACAUCAGCAUUCCCUUCCCCUUCGGCAUGGGGAAGCCCAGGUGCUUCCUUCCUGGCUUCGAGGUCAUCUGCAACACCUCCUCGUCCGGUCGCCCCCGCCUGUUCCUUGCGUACAACGAGAGCGGGCCAGUCCAGGUGGUGAGUGCUCUGAACCACAGGUUCACCGCCCGCAACGUCACUGCUUCCUUUGUGAUGAAGAACGCCGUGGAACUCAUGGACAUAUCAGUUGCUCACAACGAGGCCCGGGCAUACAGGGCGGUCAGCUCCGCCUGCAGCACAAAUAGUACACAUUUCCGUGCCAAGUUCCAAUACACAAACUUGGGUGACGAGGGCCCGUUCCUCCUGUCGGCGAUGAGAAAUGUUCUCAUCGGUGUCGGCUCCAACGUCGAGUCCAUGAUGAUGACCUCAACCGGGGAGACGGGGAAUGAGAUGAAAGCGUACAUGCCGUCCUGCCUUUCCAACCUCAUGGGGAAGCUCAAGUACGCGACAGACGGUAACGGUACAUGCUCCGGGUUGGGAUGCUGUCAAGCUGCCUUGCCCCUGAAUGUGACUGAGUUUGGAGUCUCGUUCAUGCCCCGGCUCAACCUACUGUGGCAAACCAAUCCGUGCUUCUAUGGCAUGCUGGUGGAGAAAUCCUGGUACAACUUCUCUGUGCACGACUUGUAUGGCCGCGAGCUGUUAUACCCCAGGGGUGUACCCGUUGUGCUGGAGUUCGCCAUCAGGAACCUUGGUUCAUGUCCACCGGAAGGACAGCAGAAACCUCAGGGCUAUGCGUGCAUCAGCGGCAACAGCACUUGUGUCAACACCACCAGAGGCGAUGACUAUGUCUGCAAGUGCUUGGAGCAUUACGAUGGCAACCCAUACAUCAUUGGUGGAUGCCUUGACAUAGAUGAAUGCAAGCUCCCUGAUUCGUAUCCUUGCUGGAAUGGCGGGAUCUGCAGCAACAGGCUGGAAGGCUAUGACUGUCCAUGCAAAUCUGGAAUGAAUGGCAAAACCGGACACUGCGUGGAAAAUUUCCCUCUGCCAGCAAAGGUGAUUGUGGGUGUCCAGACCAACAUGUUAGAUGCAAAUCCUUUAUGUCGCACAACUUUGUUGGCGAGUCCGUGUCAAGAGGGUCUCGCCAUCUCAGGUUUCUUGCCUGAGCCAGGCAUUGUUUCUGACUGGUGGGACAAGGUGCUAGUAGAUGAGCCAUCCCAAGUGCGGAGACGGAGGAGCGGCCUUGCUGCUUGUAUUGUUGUACUUGUCGUCAUGGUUAUGGCCCGUCAACUCCUGACACUCAAGAGGUUCUAUGAACAAAAUGGUGGACCAGUACUAAAAGGUGUAAAGAACAUAAAGAUAUAUAGAAGGAAAGAAAUGAAACAAAUUACAAAUAACUACAAUCGUGUCAUUGGAGAAGGAAACUUCGGGAAGGUUUAUAUGGGGACUCUAGAAAAUAAACAACAAGUGGCUAUAAAGAGGUCCAUCAAAGUUGACAAGAAUAUGAAGGCAGAAUUCACUGGCGAAGUUAUAGUACAAUCUGAGAUGAGACACAAGAACAUUGCAAGGCUCCUAGGUUGUUGCUUAGAGCUGGAUGUUCCAAUGUUGGUAUACGAAUAUGUAUCAAGAGGGAGUCUAUAUGAUGCUCUAUUUGGAUUGAGGCGUGUACAUAUCAUACCGGUAGAUAUGCGCCUACAAAUUGCUGUUGGGUCAGCUGAAGGACUAACAUACAUGCAUUCAGCAGGGGAGAGUACAAUCCGUCAUGGUGAUGUUAAAUCUGCCAAUAUUCUUCUUGAUGAAAAUUUCUGCCCUAAAGUCUCAGACUUUGGUACCUCGAGGUUGCUCGCAGGAGGAAAGUCCGAGAAGACUGAACGUGUCGUCGGGGACAUGAGUUACAUAGAUCCGAUAUAUAUGGACCAGGGGAUUGUUACACAGAAGAGUGAUGUCUACAGCUUUGGGGUUGUUCUUAUAGAGCUUAUCACGAGGAGGCCCGCAACAUACUCUAACAAGAGGAACUAUGUUACAAGCUUUGUCGAAGCGUAUCUAGACAAAAGAGUAAGAAACUUGAUUGACAAUGAUAUCACAAGUGAGGUGGAUAUUAAACUCUUGGAAAUGGUCAGUGGAGUUGCCAUGGAGUGUGUAAAACUUAAUCCCGAAGAACGCCUAGAUAUGAAACAAGUAGAGCAUCGUCUCCUCGAAAUUAUUGGUCAAGGUGUGCAGAAUGGACAAGGGAGAAACUACCAGGCAGAUCUCGGUCCUGCGCCGGAUGAUGUUGCUUUGCUCAAGUCUUGGGGAGAAUGAAGAACCUACAAAUGCUAAUACUAUGCAUAUUUGAUCUUGUUAUGUAAUGGUUACAUUCAUAAACUUUUAGUUUUGAUUGUUAAGACAAAGUACAGACCACUGCUCCUAUAUUUGAAGUACAUCAACACUAGUUAUACAAGUGCCCAGAUUUGAAAUUCGGACGUAAUAGUUUGUACCCACAAGUGUAAGGGUUGUAGCAGCCAUCAAUGGUAAGUAUUUUAGACAAAUAUAUAUUUAUCAUGAUGUGAAUCAAAGAAUACUGGCAAGACAGUAAUAACUGAGG
Messenger RNA from Triticum aestivum (bread wheat), 3474 nucleotides. RefSeq names its product wall-associated receptor kinase 5. Gene Ontology annotation, molecular function: protein serine/threonine kinase activity; calcium ion binding; ATP binding. NCBI's taxonomy places the organism in Eukaryota, Viridiplantae, Streptophyta, Magnoliopsida, Poales, Poaceae. Gene Ontology annotation, biological process: cell surface receptor signaling pathway; protein phosphorylation. The transcript is spliced from 5 exons. The coding region runs from base 762 to 3191 and encodes 809 amino acids. The record is from RefSeq and is a predicted model, not a curated record. Gene Ontology annotation, cellular component: plasma membrane.